CAUUAUUUUAUGUUUUUAGAUGUCCUUAAUUCUUCUUCUGUUGCUCCCUUUCGACGUGCUAGCGGCCACUGUUGUCCCUGAUGUCUGUGAGGAUUACACGCCUUGCUCUUGCCAACAAUACGAUCCGUAUGGUUUGAUUGUUCGUUGCGGUGACUCGUUCGACCCCAAUUCAUCCAUCACUAGCCUCGAUGUCCAUAACAUUUUCAAUCGCACCGAAGCCCUGCACGUGUUUUGGGUAGAUAUAUUCUCCUUGUCACCAGAGGUCGAUUCCGACGACUCAAUCCGAAUUCCAGCGGAUGUCUUGAGUGAAAAGCGCGUCGAUCGUUUAGGAAUCAGUUGUUCAACAUUUGUUGGCCAUUUGAUUUUGGAAAUUCAUCCGGAUGCAUUCCGUUCUUCCAUCCAUCAGAUAGGACACUUCGAAAUGGCUGGAUGUGAUUUUAGCCGAUUAAAUUUCAAAUUCUUGGCAGAUACGACGUCUUUGGUUAGUUUGAGCAUUGGUCCUGGCCUGAACUUUCGAGGAUUCCCUCCGUUGCCUUUUCUUGCACGGGUCACAUCGUUAAGGAUCUAUAAUUACCUGGACUUUCGGCACUGGAACCAAAUUGCUGAUCGAUUUCCUCUCUUGGAAUCGCUGUUUUUGGAUGGAACUCAACUAGGAGAUCGUUUGAUAAACAAACUCGUGAGUUCUAUCGCCUCUUCACCAACUGGAAGGCAUUCACUUACUCAGCUGAGUUUGUGGGAGAACAAGCUCAGUCGUGUUCCAGAACACAUUUCGUCAUUUAAAAAUCUAAGCUACGUUAAUCUUUUUGGCAAUGCUAUCCGAUUUCUUGCAAGGGGAUCGUUUGCUUUCAAUCCCAAAAUUAAAGUGACGUUUCUCAUCUUAAUCAGAAAUGCGUUGGAACGAAUUGAGCCGGGGGCAUUCCAAGGUGAUUUUUCUGAAGCUAUCAUUUACCUCGAUUAUAACCAUUUGUCUCGGUUUGAUUCUGCCGUUUACCAAAAAUUGCUGGAACAAAUGCAAUCCGUGUCGUCGGCUGCUGGCAUCCACCUUCGAAAUAAUCCUUUUGAAUGUGGGGACUGCCAUCUCGCAUGGCUGAUACGCGACAAGCCACACCUGCUGACACGCGUGUUCGGUGGAAGGUGUUCCAAUGGGACGCAAUUCGAGGAUCUAAAACCCGAGGGAUAUCACGAUUGUCUUUAAAUUUGUCAAAAUUG
Daphnia carinata is the source of this 1209-nucleotide messenger RNA. RefSeq lists its product as uncharacterized. The record is from RefSeq and is a predicted model, not a curated record. Gene Ontology annotation, cellular component: membrane. Bases 20 to 1195 code for a protein of 391 amino acids. NCBI's taxonomy places the organism in Eukaryota, Metazoa, Arthropoda, Branchiopoda, Diplostraca, Daphniidae. The transcript is spliced from 3 exons.